Molecule: messenger RNA, 1917 nt
Organism: Girardinichthys multiradiatus
Lineage: Eukaryota; Metazoa; Chordata; Actinopteri; Cyprinodontiformes; Goodeidae
Product: AN1-type zinc finger protein 5-like
Exons: 6
Coding region: 277-972 (231 amino acids)
Molecular function (GO): DNA binding; zinc ion binding
Source: RefSeq, a predicted model, not a curated record
AGCAUUAGAACGCCGACACGUAAAACAAAACAGAUGCCACCACAGCGCGACACAACGAGGGGCUGUCGAUAUUAAAACAAGCUCCCACCCCGACCUGAGAAAAGUCCGAAACGAAGGAAAGAAAAGUACCAAUACUUACCUAGACGGCCCUAGUUAGUUAGACAGAUACUUAGCUUCAGGAUAGGUCCAGUUAUUUCGUCGUGAUCGCUAAACUUGCCUAGUAAAGCAACGUUCCUCAGUCACAAAGGGAUCUCUCUGUUGGUGGCAGACAUUGCUAUGGCCCAGGAGACCAAUCAGAGCCCAGUUCCUAUGCUCUGUGCCACUGGCUGUGGUUUCUAUGGUAACCCUAGGACUAAUGGCAUGUGCUCUGUUUGCCACAAGGAACACCUGUCGAGACAGAACAAUGGAGGAGUUAGUUCUUUGAGCCCAAUUGGCAGUAGCUCCACAGCUGAGGAGUCUGCAAUCCAGAGUUUAGAGGAUACAUUGAAUAAUGCUGCAGCUGCCGCAGUUGCUGCUGCGGAGGUGGCGGCUGAGGCGGCGGCGGCGGCGGCGGCAGCUGCCUCCGAUGCUUCAGCCACAGAUGCCCUCAGCGGGAGUUCAGCUGCCACCUCAGUAACACAACAGAUGACUGAAAUGAGGCUGUCGUCUCAGGAGAAAUUCGCAUCAGUGACCAAAGUAGAAGACACAGAAGCAGUUGUCAGUCAGCCCCCAAGUUCACUUUCGCAUCCGUCCACCGCUGGCAGUGAAGAAGUCAAACCCCCGGAGCCACCCAAACCGAAAAAGAACCGUUGCUUCAUGUGUCGCAAAAAAAUCGGCCUUACAGGUUUCGGCUGCCGCUGUGGGAAUCUGUUCUGUGGGAUCCACCGUUACUCCGACAAACACGACUGUCCAUACGACUAUAAAGCAGACGCUGUUGCCAAGAUCCGUAAAGAGAACCCCAUGGUGGUGGCUGAGAAGAUCCAGAGAAUAUGAAGAGAUGACUCUGUUUGACUCUAAACAUGGAGAGCAAUCAGAUUUCAGCACAUGGACCUGAGCCCACCUUAUUUUUUCUUUUCCUCUCCUUUGUUACAGGAUUUCUCCUUCCAGUUCCGACCCUGUUUGCGUAUUCUGCCAAUGUGUUUAUUUCUUUUGGUGAUUUCACCGCAGCAUUCAGAGCCUUGUUUUAAACAAAGACUAUAUAGGGGACAGAUGAAGGUGUUGUUUCCCUUUAAAACAUCCUGCUGAUGGGUUCCCCCUCUGGGUUUCGGUGAACUGUUUGUGCUUGCUCUCUGCUGGCUUGAGUAGCAAAAUGGAUUUCUUUCUUCUUUUUUUUUUGUCAGUUUUUGACCUCCUUAAGAGGUCAGCGUUUAACCCUCUGGAUUUCUGGAUCUCUGCUGCCAGUACGUUGCUCUAACUUAAACCCACAGCUCUGAUUCCUUUUUAGAGACAUUUUUGCCAACCUUUACUCAUAACGCCCUGUCAUGUUGUGCCUCUCUGCAAACAUUGGCAUCAGAUUGAGUCCUCCAACUGUCCACAUCACAUGAAGACUGUCCCUUUAGGUUUAGCUUUCCCAAACACUAGUGUGUGUGUGUGUGUGUGUGUGGAUCGUAGCGUUUCGGAAGGGUUCAUCUUUCACCAGUUUGUUUCCUUUGAGAAGUCACUGUAGGGGGACAACGUUUUAUGUUUUGGAUGGACUAGUAGUGACCAGCUGGUUGGUGAAUAUUGUUUUUGGAGGCAAACAGAUCGUGUGAUUAGUGAGGCCGGUGGUUAAGUUUAAAGAUUUUCACAGUUAAUGUUUUCCUUUUUGGGUCUUGCUGCUUUUUUAACCCCUUUUUAGUUGUAAAAGUUUGUACAAACCUUCGUAUUUAUAAUCUGCAGUGUAUGUGUGUUUAAUCUUCCAAUAUUGUAUGAUGUAAAUAAAUUAUGUUCACAAAUACA